AUGACCGUUGUAAAUACAUGUGAUACAUUUUACACAGCCAAGACCCACACUGGUACCCAUGCGACUUGUCCCUGUAAUGGUGUGGUAGUCGAGGAAAGUGAUCAAAAACACUGCUGGGAGGUCGUAACCCGUGAAGCAUCGACAUGGGUGGAUGCAGAUCUUGCGUGCCAGACAAUCGGAGGACAUCUUGGUCAUCCACAAGGCACAAUGUCGGACACCGUCUAUCGCUACGUACGAUCGAGCUACACAAAACCGGUGCUAACAGGAAUUGUAGCAGGAAGCGCUGAAGCAAAUCUUUACGCGAUGGUUUGCCCCAACAACAAAUUCUAUGGCUUACUCCCGAAGAACACAACAUUUUACCAGGAAGCAACUAGCACAGACACAUGCGCAUAUUUCACUACGCAAAGCGAAAAGCUAACUUUUGCUUCUUGUACGCUUGAUGCGCAUGCUCUUUGCGACCGACCGAUGGAGAAAGCGGAUUACUGUAAUACUGUCAUCACCUGCACAACAACCACGACGACGACAUCCACGUCUUCCACGACAGCUAUUACAUUUUCUACACCAAGCAACACCAGCACAAAGACGGAUUCUACUUUACCGACCACGACGAAAAUUUACGCAGCUAAUCUCACCACAUCAGCGAACACUUCUAGCACGACAACGACUACCAAACCAGAGCAAGAGAAUGUUUUGACUAAUACUACCAACACUACGACUGGCACCAGCACAAGCACAACCUCCACCUCAACGACUUCUGCUAAUAUGGUGACCAACACAUCGAGUUUAACCAUUCCCACAAAAUCAGGAAACAUCACUAACACAUCUGCGAAACCGAUUUGGGAUAGUGCUACAAACUCAACCAAUUCUACAGCAUCAACUACGAGCAGCACGCCGAGAAUCUCACUGAAUACCACUUCUCUCAACAUUACAACUACACCAUCCGGUGCUGUAGUACCGGUGGAAGAACCAGCGAAGUGUACUAAGCAAGGCUGUGGUGAACACGAAUGGAGCAUCUUUGGAUGGUGCACAGAUUGGCGUGCAUUGCUGCUUCUCGCUGCUCUGUUACUAGCACUUUUCCUAUUGAUAUGCCUUCUCCACUGUUGUUGCAAACUCUGCAUCGAUCCGUGUCAAGUGAAAAGGAAGAAAGAAGAGAAGUUCGUAAAGAACGAAACCGUCAAAGAUCCUCCAGUUCCAAAACCAAAGCCAACUUUUGUAAAGAAGAUUUCAGAGGAGACGUUCCCGCGCAACAGUUGCUACGAUGUCGACCAGUCCAGCAUUCUGCCGCCUCCGGCUACCGUAACUCAACCUGUUUUCGUUCCGGUUCCUGUCCACCAUUCGGAAGAAAGAGCUCUCAAGAAAGCUGAUCCAGAAAUAAGAUUUAUUUCGCCACCAAAGCCGGAUACAGUGGAUGUUGGAGUGAAUACCGACCCAUGGCCGUUGGAAAAGGAGUCCAGCGCGAAAAAACCCGUCAAAGCUGAUAAGGUACAAGUAAGACAAGCUCCUACCGUGCAUGCUCCUCUGGUGGAAAUUGACGAUUACUCUGCGGACGACCCAGCAGAUGAUGUAUCCUUACAUCUAGAACAAUGGCAUAGUGCAGAGCGUCAGCCCAAAUCGAAAACAGAACUCCCGAAGGGUGAUAUUGUGAACGGACCUUUUGUAUUUAUGCAAAAUCCAAAACCAAGAAGAAGCCAUAGCGAUGAACCGAAGAGAGCAUCAGCCCCGCAAGCCGUGAACGAACAAGAAAUGGGACCACAACCCAAUAGCGGACCCGUUAGGUCAAAUGUCCCAGUGAAAGAAAAACCAGCUCGUGCCUCUCGAUCUUUCAGGUCACCACCACCAUCGCAAAGGACUGGACCAGCGCCAACGAUAAGGUCUCCCCAACAGGAUAACGCGACGAACGAGCAGAGGAGAAUUCCAUCACCUCCAAAAUGUACCGAAAAUACUGAACCGCUGAAAAGAGAUGCACCUCGGAGCCGAGAUAGCGACAACAGGAAAUCUUACAACGGUGGAGGUGCAGCUCCAACGACAGAAAAUGAUACUACGAGACCGAAGGAAAAGAGGCCGCCGCCGUCACCAAGGCAAAUUGCCGAAGAAAGUAGAAGGAAGCGUAGUAACGACACAAAGGAUAUGAUUCCGAAUGUUAAUAGUAGUCUCGGGCCCGAUGAUUCUGCGAAGAAAGCUCGCUCGCGCAGGAAAGUUUUUCCCACAAGUAAGAGCAGACAUAGACCACUACAUAGCAGAGAAGAGCGGCCUGUUAUAAUCCCCUACAACCAUCAUUUUGCACCCAACUCGUCCGACUCGUCUGCUGGCGGUACCACGUGGAGGUCGACUAGCUCCAGGAAUGUCUCGGACUCUGGAUCUCCUACACUACCAAGAGGACACGUUUCGAUGCGUAAUCCACGCGGUCGGAUGGGAGGAGUUGUACGCGCUGGUGGAGGAGGAGGUGAAACUCCUGUUGGAUGGAAGCCAUGGUCGAAAGCAUCCUCUUCGCUUUCUCAGAAGCAGCAGUUUUUGGCCGAUGAUUAAAAAAAUUCAUACCAAUAAUAAGUUCUGU
Molecule: messenger RNA, 2554 nt
Organism: Cylicocyclus nassatus
Lineage: Eukaryota; Metazoa; Nematoda; Chromadorea; Rhabditida; Strongylidae
Source: the annotation of a GenBank genome assembly